GGCCUUGCCUCCCUCCCUCCCUCCCUCCUUACCUGGGCUCAGGUGUGCUUCACUUAUAAAGCCCCACCUCACGGCAACAGCUGUCAUCGCCCUUGAGCCCUGCGUCCGGUGGCGCAGCUGUGUCCACAGAGGCCUCAAGGUCCCAUCAUCUGCGCCAUGGGCCACUCUCUAUGCGCGGCCACCGCCCUGGCCUUGGCCUUCCUGCUCACAGCAGAGCUCGGAUCUUGCGUGGAGGACUCAUCAGCCAUAAGUUCAAUAUCCAAUGAUGACACGUCGAUAUCCAAUGACACCCCAACGACGUCGUCGACAUUCAGCUCAUCUACGUCCACGACGCUCUCGACAACUAACUCCAGCAUCUCCGUGAAGACAAUGUCUGAAAGCCCCCAAACGACAAAGGAAUUCAGUUCAACAGCAACACAGCCAUCCAUCACAACCAUCAGCCCAACUUCCAAGCAUGGCAGUACUCCAAGGUCCUCAGAGGUCACCACGAACACAACGUGGUCAUCCACUGAGGUCACUUCGUCGACAGCGUCCACACUGAACACAUCUGACGUUACCACAACAACCACAAGGGACGUGUCCAUCACGACUGAGGAGACCACCCUGAUCACCACUCUGUCCAACCAUAGUGCCACUCCAAAUACAUCCGACGACACAGUGACCACAAGUCACAGGCCCACCACACCCACGGACAUGUCAACAACUCAGUCCCAGUCAAGCAUGACUGAGGAGACCACCCUGACCACCACUCCGUCCAACCAUAGUACCACUCCAAAUACAUCCAACGACACAGUGACCACAAGUCAUGGGUCCACCACAUCCACGGACACGUCAACAACUCCAUCCCAGUCAAGCAUGACUGAGGAGACCACCCUGACCACCACUUCGUCCAACCAUAGUACCACUCCAAAUACAUCCAACGACACAGUGACCACAAGUCACAGGCCCACCGCACCCACGGACAUGUCAACAACUCUAUCUGGGCCAAACAUGACUGAGGAGACCACCCCGACGCCCUCUCCGUCCAACCACAGUGCCACACCAAAUACAUCCAAUGAUACACUGACCACAAGUCACAGGCCCACCGCAGCCACGGACACGUCAACAACUCCAUCCCAGUCAAGCAUGACUGAGGAGACCACCCUGACCACUGCUCUGUCCAACCAUAGUACCACUCCAAAUACAUCCAAUGAUACACUGACCACAAGUCAGGGGUCCGCCACACCCACGGACACGUUGACGACUCCAUCCGUGUCAGAGACAUCCACCAACUCAAGCCUUCCUGAGAUCACAGUGACCACAAUGAGGGUGUCCACCGGGACUGAGGACACCUCUCUGACCACCACCAAAACCACGGAGGAGACUUCCAAAAGCACCACGCCGACUCCCCUAGAGCCCCCUGUGGGGAUCUCCCUCAGUUUCCACAUCACUAACAGGAAUUUCACUAAAGAAUUGAAGAAUGAGUCCAGUGAGGAGUUCAAGACGCUGAACAAGACCAUUGGGGAGAUGUACCAAGCCAUCUACAACUGUUCCGGGUGCCCGGACCGUGAGGACUUCCUUGGAUACAGGAUCAUCUCCUUCAGAAAUGGCUCCGUGGCAGUGGACUCAGAGCUGCGGUUCCGGGCCAACAAUCGCACCACCAGCCAUGAGUUUGUGAAUGGAGUGGAAAGCAACCUGACGCAUGCAAAUGAGUCGAGUCUGCAGAACCUGACUGUGUCAGCCGUCGAAGCAAAUUUCAGCACGACCACGCCAUCCACAACGAAGUCACCCACUCCGACCACCUCAUCAUCCAGACUGACCACCAUUCCCACAACAUCUGGGGCCACCCUGACCCCAACCCCGCUGUCUGGAAGCACCAGCCCUUCUGAGGAGACCUCACCGACUUCCUCGCCAUCCACAACGAGCAACAACACUUCCCCGACCUCCUCUCAGCCCGGCCGGAACAUCACUGAAACCACGAAGGAGCCCCCCGAAACCCCUUUGCUCUUUGUCUCCCUCAGUUUCCACAUCAUCAACAGGACCUUCACUGAGGAAUUGAAUAAUUCCGCCAGUGAGAAGUUCCAGAGCAUGAGACGGACCGUCAUUGAAGUGUAUAAUGACAUCUACAACUGCUCAACGUGCCUUGACCAUAGCGACUUCGUGAGAUACGGGGAGAUCUCCUUCAGCAAUGGCUCUAUCGUGGUAAACUCGGUGCUGGUCUACCGGGCCACCAAUCGCACCCUCAGCAAAGAGUUUUUGACCGAUUUGGAAUACAGCCUGAAGAAUGCAAGUGAGGAGAAGCGCGGGGACCUGAACGUGACAGACGUCAAAGCGGUCAGACUCCCCACGGCGCCUACAACGGGGCCCUCCACAACCAAGCCGACCACAACAGAGGCAACACACAGGACCGGCGACACCUCCCUGACCGUCUCACCAUCCAGCUUGACCACCACUCCCAAGCCGUCUGAGGACACGCUGACCCCAAUGCAGCCGUCCAUCUCACCAGAGGACCACACUUCGACGGAAAGCCACAGCUCCCCCGAGGACACCUCGCCGACCUCGCCGUCUACCCCGUCCAGCACCAAGGAGACCACCAAGGCUCCCACGACUACCACGACACCCGUCGUGCUGCUCUCCCUCACUUACCACAUCACAAACCGGAAUUUCACUGUGGAAUUGAAGGAUCGAAAGAGCAAGCCGUUCCAAGACCUAUCUGAUAUUAUUGGCAAGAUGUACCAAGCAGUGUAUAACUCAUCUUCUGUGGAUCGCAAAGAUUAUCUUGGAUACUAUAUAAAUUCCUUCAGCCCUGGCUCUGUGAAGGUGGACUCUGAAGUGCGUUUCCGGAAGAACGAUCAUACCUCCAGGCCUGAGUUUGUAAGCCAAGUGGAAACAAGCCUGAGGGAAGCAUCUAAGGACAGUGCCCAGGGCCUGACGUUGACAGACAUCAAAGCCACGGAAAUCCUUUCCACGAGUGUCCCAUCCACAACGAAAUCGGACGACUCGCACGGCGUCCCCGGCUGGGGCAUCGCCCUCCUGGUCCUGGUCUCCAUCCUCCUCUUCCUGGCCUUGCUAGCCUUGCUGUACCUGAUCGUCCACUGGUGCCGGCGGCGACACCGGGGCCACCUGGACCUCAUCAGCACUCGGGACUCCUACCACCCCAUGAACGAGUAUCCCACGUAUGAGACCCACGGGAGGUACGCGGCGCCCGGCAGCAAGCAGAACCCGUACAACGAGACGCUUCCCAGAAACGGCACCACCGGCUUCUCCUACACCAACCCCGCCAUGACCAACGACAACCUGUAGGGGGCAGCCUUGGGGACGGCUGGUCAAGGGGGCAUCUCAAGGGACCGUGGGGUCAAAACGGCCGGGACUUGACCAGCAACCCAUUUGUGUCUAUGUGGGAUUCCCGCGAUGAUGUCAUAAAUGAUCACCGGCAUCCGCUAUCAUCUGUGUCACUCAUCGCGAGAUAUAGAGAAGAGCAUGACCCUCUAUGUCUUUGUGUUGAUUCUCGGUGGAACUCCCUGCCGCAGGAAUCUCACCUCGAUCCCGACACCAAUAGGUGCAAAGAGCCUCAGACUUUCCACGUCCUCCAACGUGCCCUACUUAUGUGAUUUCUCUAAUAGCGAUAUGGCCUCGGUACUGCAAUACGUAGACGAUCUCAGGAUAACCGCUUCCAUUGCCUUCUGCAUGGAAAUUACUAUAAUAUAAUUUUAUUUAUAUGUAUUAUAAAUAGGAAGGGAUGUGUCGAAUCAGGGAUUCCUAUUGCUGCCCCACUCUCUUUCAAGCGCUCCGGGUUUUAGUCCGAACUUUAAAGGGCCUCAUCUCCUUAAUCGAGAGCUUUGUUUCGGACUAGGACCCGGAGCCGAUUCCCUGGAUAGAAAUGCCUAAGAAGCCCCAAGGAUGCAUGUUUCCAUGUCCGUUGUUUCAAAUCAGACGGAUGGUCAUCUGUCGGGAGGGCUUUGAUUGUGUCUUCCUUAAUGGCAGAAUGGGAUUGAAUGGGAGGACCCUUAGAAUCUAAGAUUCUAUGAUAAAUAUAUUAUAGAAGGCAGUUUGUCUAUCUGUGAUUUGAUGGCCAUCUGUUGGGAGGGUUUUGAUUGUGUCUUCCUUAAUGGCAGAACAGGGUUGAAUAAUACUUGAACAGGAUGGUACUUGGGGUCACUUCCAACACUAGGAUUCUAACUAUUCAUCUACCUAAUCUAUUUCCUUCUCUGGAGAGCUGUAAGCAGAGGCUGGAUGGCCAUCUGUCGGGAGGGUUUUGAUUGUGUCUUCCUUAAUGGCAGAAUAGGGGUGAACUGGAUGGUCCUUGGGGUCCUUUCCAACACUAGGAAUCUAUCUAUCUAUCUAUCUAUCUAUCUAUCUAUCUAUCUAUCUAUCCAUCCAUCCAUCCAUCUAUCUAAUUAUCUCCUUCUCUAGAGAGCUGUAAGCAGAGGCUGGAUGGCCAUCUGUCGGGAGGGUUUUGAUUGUGUCUUCAUUAAGAGCAGAAUAGGGUUGAACUGGAUAGUCCUUGGGAUCCUUUCCAACACUAAGAAUCUAUCUAUCUAUCUAUCUAUCUAUCUAUCUAUCCAUCUAUCUAAUUAUCUCCUAUCUAUCGAAUUAUCUCUGUAAGCAGAGGCUGGAUGGCCAUCUGUCGGGAGGGCUUUGAUUGUGUCUUCCUUAAUGGCAGAAUAGGACUGGAUGGCCUUUGGGGGUCCCUUCCAACGCUAUGGCAGUUCCUGAGAAGCCCAACUUGGAUGCAUGAAGGAGCAGAUUGGAGGCGGGGAGUGCAAUGUCAUUCAAACCAUAGAACUUUCUGUUCCGCACUUGCUGCAAAUUCCAGAUUCGAGGCGCUUUCCGAUCAGGGAGGCUCAGGGCGCGGCCGCAAAGGAAGGGGGGUAAAAAAUGGCUUAUUUAUGAAACUUUUCGCAAUAAAGGCACUUGCGGCAAACAUC
Molecule: messenger RNA, 4907 nt
Organism: Anolis carolinensis (green anole)
Lineage: Eukaryota; Metazoa; Chordata; Lepidosauria; Squamata; Anolidae
Gene: muc1
Product: mucin 1, cell surface associated
Exons: 13
Coding region: 157-3282 (1041 amino acids)
Source: RefSeq, a predicted model, not a curated record